AUGAAGGCGGUGUCGGAGGCCACCCAACAGUCUUUCGUUGCUACCGGGAUGAAGAUGAUGACCGAGAUGAUCGGCACUUUGGCGCAUGGUCGACGUGGGUCGUCGCCGUCGGCCAAUGACGCCGAUCACGCGCAACGGAGGACGACCGGCAAGCAGGGCCUGAAGAGGACGGGUGACAGAGACGAAAAGGAAAGCGCGAAACGAAGCAAGGGAUCAGACGGGAGCCGCGGCUCGAAGCCUGCGGCACAGAGCGUGGCCGACCAGCUGAAGACGAAGGCGGGGUGGAAGGUGAUAAGGAUGUCGUACAGCAAGGGAGGCGAAAGCGGGGGGGCAGAGGGUGGCCCUGCGGACGGGGUUGCCGCUAACGUCGCUGCUCCGCCUGGUCCGCCUUUGGUUGCCGAGCAGACCCAUCCUCAGGCAAGCGGUGGGAAAGGCGUGACCGACAAGGAGGUCCCAACUGCUCAGGCGGCGAAAGAUGGCGGCACCGGAACCACCAAAGGACCGUUCGUCGUGGUGGCGGCCAAGGGCAACGCAAAGGCUGCUUCCGCCUCGGUCUCCAGCACCACCAAGUCGAAUCCCCGUAACCCCCCUGCGGCUACCAGCGCGCUUGCCGGCCAGUCAGGUGCGAACAAAGAUGGGGAGGCCCGUGCGGCCCCUCCAGCUCCAGCAGCCCCGUCUGCCGCCAAGGGCGACGCGAAGGCUGCUUCGGCUAAGGGCGAUGCUCCGGCAUCAGCUAAGGGGCCCCCCGGUGGUAACGCGCUCAGGGAGAUGCUCCGCCGCAUGGAGGCACAUAGCAGGGACGUGCAGCAGCGUCCCGUGGUCGACGCCGUCACUCCGCAGUUUGCCGGCACAUCGUCCGGUGCCCCACCUGCCGCGCCUCCGAUCGCCGCCCCACCGCAUGCGGACCCGAAGUCCGCGUUUCUUCGCGCCCAUUUAGGCGCACGCAAAGCGGCAGUUCAACCGGUGACUCAGCCAGAACCCGGCAAAAGCGCGACACCGACGUUGGUAAACGCGACCGCACCCACACCUAGUGCAGCAGUGGUCGAUGUGGCGGCAGAGAAGGGAGUGAGUGCAGCGCUAGCCACCGGCGGCCGCGCCGACAAGUAUGCCGGCCUCGCUGCCGUCCUGGCCCAUUUUGAAGCAGCAAAACGCCCUGAGCACGCCCCUGCGCUAGCCAUCAUGGACACGGCGCAUGUGGUGCCGUCGGCGACCCACGGAGGGGGUUCGGCGGAGCCGACGGCUGCAACGGGUGCUGUCGCCGAAAGAAAUGCUGGACGGAAGGGGAAGGACGACAGCGGGAAAGGGAAGGCGGUCUCUCAGAGGAGCACGCGGGAGAUGUCUGUGGGGAAGGAGAUGUCGGAAGAGAAAAGGAAGAAGGCAAAAGGGAAUCAGGACAAGACGGGUGGCAAGGGUAAGCCGGCGAAGAAGAAGGAGAAGGCGGAGGAGGAGGACAAGGAGGGCGGCGAGGGAGAUAAAGAGCAUGGACGCAGGGGUCAUGGCAUCCGCCAAGACAAGUCCGGCGACGGGCAUGGGUGGGUGGGCGAGAUUAAGGUAAACGGACAGAAUCGAUACAUCGGCAAGUCAAGGGAGAAGAUGGAGCUGGCCUACGAGCACGCGAUUGCGUACGUCGUCUACGACGGCUACGUGAGCAAGGUGCUCAUGAAGGAGCUCACCGUCUUGAAGCCGGGGGAGUUGGAUAAAUGGAAGGAGCGUUGGUGGCUUGCCGCGGAGAGCUCCCCUUGGUCGGUGUCGUUUUUGGCGAAGAAGAGGUGCUUCUUGUACCAGCUCGCGCGUGUGCUGGUGUCCACCGGCGGAAUGAGGCGCACGCCGUGA
Molecule: messenger RNA, 1833 nt
Organism: Closterium sp. NIES-65
Lineage: Eukaryota; Viridiplantae; Streptophyta; Zygnematophyceae; Desmidiales; Closteriaceae
Source: the annotation of a GenBank genome assembly